Messenger RNA from Sclerotinia sclerotiorum 1980 UF-70, 336 nucleotides. RefSeq lists its product as hypothetical. NCBI's taxonomy places the organism in Eukaryota, Fungi, Ascomycota, Leotiomycetes, Helotiales, Sclerotiniaceae. The transcript is spliced from 2 exons. The record is from RefSeq and is a predicted model, not a curated record. Gene Ontology annotation, biological process: mycotoxin biosynthetic process. The coding region runs from base 1 to 336 and encodes 111 amino acids.
AUGUCAUCAGAAUAUAAACCAUUUUUACUAGACGAGAAAAGAUCAGAAAAUGAAGAGUCUGAGAAUUGGCCAGCUAUAUCAGACUUGAAGAUUCAGUAUGUUCCGGUCGCUCCUCCCGAUCUUCCAUCAUCACCUUACGCUGGACCACCAAGUGACUCGGUAGACCAAGCAUGGCAUAAUCUAUUGAAAGAUAUGAACAUACGGGUAACAGCUGAGGAACUAGAAAAAAGCAAUCAAAAGUCCAUAGCUCUACCCGAAGGUGGUGGAUAUAUGGCUUGGAUUGGAGCUCACCAUCAAUUGCAUUGCAUUGCAAGUCUUGUCUCAAUCAUGACUUAG